UAGAUAGUUCAGGAAAGAAAAAACUGUUAAUGAGUAAUCUUCGUCCACUGCAGUAUUGAGUCAAUGAAGAGGAGAGAAGUAAGCUAAAGUGAUCGUUUUAUCCUGCAAUAGUAAGAAACAAAACAAAAAUGUUCAGUUCAGGAGUUUCAGCUGAUGCAAAACUGCUGAUUCUACGAACAGACUAGAGCAAGAUAUCAGGUGUUUCGUCACUACUUGAGUUAUUGCAAAUCUCACAUUAAAGAUUCUAUGGCAUCGGAGAUGAACCUAGUCAAGCAUCCCCAGCUAUCUUCAGCAGAUGGAUUUUCUCUUUCUGAAGGUCCUAAUUUAUUUGACCAGUCUUCUCCAUCCUGGUGUCCUCCAGACGUAUUGGACUACAACUGUCAUCCUACCCCAAUCAACAUAGGUAUACAACCGGAUCCCAUGAUUUCUGCAGCAAAAGAUUCUGAUGCGUCAUCCUACUCACAGUACAACACUAUGCACUUUUGCCCGGCGCAACCUCCAAUCUCUUUACCACCUUAUUACUCAGGUUUUAGUCUUUAUCCUCAACAGUCUGAAGAAUGGUACUCCCCUGUAAUGUAUGAGCUUGGAAAAAUGCCCUCUGAUAACUUACAUACCAAGGAGACAGUCCUGGUAGACAUUCCUGUAGCCAAGAAGUCUCAGAUGAGUCUAUUCUCUGGAAGAACAAAAGAUAAGGAGCUGUGUGUUGUCUGUGGUGACAAGGCCUCUGGGUACCAUUAUAAUGCCCUGACUUGUGAAGGCUGCAAAGGUUUCUUCAGAAGGAGUAUCACUAAAAAUGCUGAAUACAAGUGUAAAAAUGGAGGAAACUGUGAGAUGGACAUGUAUAUGAGGAGAAAGUGUCAGAAGUGCCGUCUACAAAAGUGCAAGGCAGCAGGAAUGCUGGCUGAGUGUUUGUUAACUGAAAUACAAUGCAAGUCAAAACGACUAAGAAAAAGUACAUUACAGCCUGUAGAUGAGACAACUAGUGAAGAUCCCAAGGGACUAGACCUGAAGCAAGUAUCAUCUACAACUAAAUUCUAUAAGGAGAAACUAAAAUUAAGCUCGGAACAACAGAAUCUUCUUCAUUAUAUAAUGGAAUCCUAUAAUAAACAGCGGAUUCCUCCGGAGGUUACCAAAAAGCUUUUACAAGAGGAAUUCAGCGCAGAAGAAAAUUUUCUCAUUUUAACAGAAAUGGCCACUAGUCAUGUUAAAGUCCUUGUGGAGUUCACUAAAAGAUUACCAGGUUUUCAAACCCUGGACCAUGAAGAUCAAAUUGCUUUGUUAAAGGGUUCAGCAGUAGAAGCUAUGUUCCUUCGAUCAGCUGAAAUCUUUAACAGGAAACUUCCUAGAGGACAUGCUGAUCUCUUAGAAGAAAGAAUUCGCAACAGUGGUAUCUCAGAUGAAUACAUAACGCCUAUGUUCCAUUUCUAUAAAAGUACUGGGGAACUCAAGAUGACACAAGAAGAAUAUGCUCUGCUUACAGCAAUAGUUAUCUUAUCACCAGAUCGGCCAUACAUCAAGGAUAGAGAGUCUGUUGAACGGCUUCAAGAGCCUCUGCUUGAAGUUCUGCAAAAAUUCUGCAAGCUUCGUCACACAGAUAAUCCUCAACAGUUUGCAUGUCUCCUUGGUCGCCUUACAGAACUGCGGACUUUUAAUCACCAUCAUGCAGAUAUGCUGAUGUCGUGGCGAGUUAACAAUCACAAAUUUACACCUCUUCUUUGUGAAAUAUGGGAUGUGCAGUGAUAAGACUGGAUUUUAUUGCAUCCUAAACACAGGUACCUGGGACAAUAGAAGUGACUCCAUAAUAUCAGUGUAUUCAGCUUCAGAGUCUUUGUAUUAAAUAUUUUCUUAAAGCACUUAAAAGAAUCCACAGUAAAUCAUCUUCACUGGAGUUUACAUUUGUGACUGUUUACUAAACUUUAUAUAAAAGAUUUUCACAUAGAGUAACUGUGCUGGUUCUUAAGUUCCUUGAAACAAGUGAACUUUUGUUUGCCGGAAGCAAGUUCCUGUUCUUUCUUUUGAAAUUAAAUUAAAAAUAAAGAAAUUAUUACAAUUACUUCUUUUUAAAAUUAUUAGAUCAUUUCCACCUUUGUUCAUCACAAACCACUCCUUCUAAAUUAAUAGAUUGUGGGCUUUUUCACACAGCCAAGCUGAAGUGCUAUCUAUCAAUCAUAAACUAUCGAAAACUAUACUGGUAUAAAAUGUGCAAUCUAUCCUGCCAUAGAUAAAAUGCUGGCAAAUGCUGCUGUCCUUAUGUGCAGGACAUAUUAAAGACAGAAAUUGGUGGAUUCCCUGGCUUUGCUUCCCUCCCUUCUCACCAAAUAUCACCAACUCAUGGGAAAACUAUCCACCAAUCAUUCUCCUUAAUGUAGGAUAAGGCUGGGAAGGAUGGCUAGAUAGGUGGCAUUAGCCAUCUUUCAAAUCUUGCUCCAGUUUUGCACAAGUACAUUCAGAGAAAGCCUGACUAUUAGCUGAUAGGGUACUUUUGGACACUGAUUCAGCACUAUUUAGAGUAGCUUCAUUCUGCUUAUACUACUGUUAUACAUGGGUUCAGCACUGUUCCAGAAGACCAGAAAACCCAUAUUCAAAAUUAGGUUGAACAGUAGGUGAGAGGUACAGGGCCAUUUGUAUUGUGAAACAGUAGACAGCAAACUCUACAUUUCCUGCAUCACUAAGCAGUUUCACACUCACAGACAUACAUUGUUUCAGACCUCCAAAUUGGGAAUUGGCUCAGAAACCUAGUGGCCACAGGGCAGGAACACAAUCUGAAAGAAUCAGAAUCUCCUAUUCUCCUCAGAGAAGAAUUACCAUGGAAGGCAGUGCCCAGACUGGAAAAUGACAGUUUUUCUGUGAAUAUAAAAAUAGCUUUGAAGGGAAUGCAGAUCUAGUUGCCCAUCAAAGGAAGUACCAUAAUAUGCCAACUCUUUGAUGACUCAAAUCUGUUAUUUUUAGGCAGAAGAAAAAGAAAACAAUUGAAUAUGGUGCUGGAAUUAUUGUAAUAGAACUAAUAAGUAACUUUACUUGAAGUUAAGUGACUUAUCAAUUCUAUCUCUACUGUUGAGACUCCCAGGUUGACUUUAGGCAAGGUACCAUCUUUUGGUCUACUUUACAGGGCUACUGUGCUGGAGGAAACUGAAGUAGAAAAUGCUCCAUGCCUGUGUUUGUGAAGGAUAUGUGGGAUAAAAAUCAAAUGAGUGAGUGAGUGAGUGAGUGAGUGAGUGAGUAAAUAAAUAAAUAAAUAAAUAAAUAAGGAUCAUCUUUCUGAAGAAGGGCCUCAAACUUGCUGCUCAUUCCGUAGAGAAUAAAAUAGAGAAUCCAUUUAUCUGGUUCAUAUACUGUGCAAGCCUGUGCUAUACCGCGCCAAUUGUGGCUUAUUAAACAUGGCCUAAAAACCAAAUUCCUAAACUAGGCACUACCAUAUCCAGGCUGCAGAAAUCCAGACAAAUGCCAGCAAAGAGAUGUGGAAAACUCCAGUGUCCAAUUUUGCAGGCCAGAUCUUGUAUGCCCAACUAAGCCAAACCAAUAAUCCUAUUUACUAAAAGAAAGAUAAGAUCAAAUUUAACCUGAUCCCAAAACGAAUAUGUAGGGGGAAAAAAAAAAGACAGACCACCCACACAAUGCCCACCUUCCCCACUUGGUUAAUCUACGUCUACCAACUCUAGCUGAAAUCAGUCCUACAGAUAUGCUCCCACCCAGA
Molecule: messenger RNA, 3694 nt
Organism: Python bivittatus (Burmese python)
Lineage: Eukaryota; Metazoa; Chordata; Lepidosauria; Squamata; Pythonidae
Gene: NR1H4
Product: nuclear receptor subfamily 1 group H member 4
Biological process (GO): positive regulation of transcription by RNA polymerase II; negative regulation of inflammatory response; negative regulation of transcription by RNA polymerase II
Cellular component (GO): RNA polymerase II transcription regulator complex
Molecular function (GO): nuclear receptor activity; RNA polymerase II cis-regulatory region sequence-specific DNA binding; bile acid binding
Source: RefSeq, a predicted model, not a curated record